Messenger RNA from Doryrhamphus excisus (bluestripe pipefish), 790 nucleotides. NCBI's taxonomy places the organism in Eukaryota, Metazoa, Chordata, Actinopteri, Syngnathiformes, Syngnathidae. The record is from RefSeq and is a predicted model, not a curated record.
GCAAAAGGCAACCUCAUUAACAAGCCUCCCCUGCAGGUGUGACUACUCAAUAUAAUCCGCCGCAGGUUGCCUGGUGGGUCUGAAACAGGAUUAGAUCACCUGCUCAUCAAAAAAUACAAAUACUAUGGUGCAGUGAGGGCUUCCCACUGCAGAGUCUCAGUCUCAAUUCAGUGAUGCUGUCGGAAUACACACUCCAAAUGUUGUUUGUAAAACAAGAUGCUGCAUGUGAGAUGAGUUCCUAUGGCUUAAGGCGCCGUAUUAGAGGCCCAAAGAAAUAUGGAGAAACGACAAAGGAAAGGAUUCACAUGCUAGCACCAAGUCAUUUGGAUGUGUUGAGUGAGCAGAAGGAAGUGGAUUGUGCAGAGAGGAAGCUGGACGACCGAUAUAUAAGGAACGCUGCAAUUGUUCCAGAGCUCUACGUGACCUUCCGUGAAAAAGCACAAAGUGACUCAAACAGUGUGUCGGUGCAUCAGCCAGAUCCAGGACCUUCAUUGACAAUCCAUGGCUUUACAGUUGCAGAGUACCAACAGAUGUAUCAUUCGGUGGUGGAUCCGCUGCUGUUGAGUCCUUCCGGGAAGCUGAAAACCUACAGUGUGGAGCUGGGACGCGCUAUUAAGGAGCAUCUGUUUACAGAGCUGGCCUACCCGACAAUUCAAAUUUCUGAGCAGUCAACAGGAAAAGUGGAAGUGCUGGAGAGAUUUUGCUUACUCCGCUCUACACCUCACAUAGAUGUGGACUGUAAUGGACACUUACCGUAAUAAAAUCAUGCAGUCUUUUGUGUGUCCAAUUA